Messenger RNA from Penicillium salamii, 2235 nucleotides. NCBI's taxonomy places the organism in Eukaryota, Fungi, Ascomycota, Eurotiomycetes, Eurotiales, Aspergillaceae. The record is from the annotation of a GenBank genome assembly.
AUGUCUUUCGGUAGACAUGCCUAUCGGCAUGCUAUCAAACCGCCUGCCACUCCGACACACGAUCACUUGUGGAUCGGCGACGACCUGUUGGCAGCCACGUUCCGUCGUUUUGCCAACGGCCAGCGGCGCCAUGGGAGCUGUGUUCCUGGACCUUUAGAAGCACGGCGACGCCUCGCAAAGCGAAGAAAUACAGCAUUGGCCAGUAUCGGCGGUGGGCCAUUGGAGGACAUUUCGUGUCUAUUCGGCCGCAAUGGGAGGGAACACAUGAAAUGGACCGAUCAUUCAUGGCAGGGUGUGCCCUUUGAAAGUCAACCCUUCGCCGACCCUGCACCGGCUUAUUCCGAAGACCAUGUCCCAUUCGCAACUCCAACACCCGAGCUAGGAUACAGUGAAUCCUUACAUCCCUCGUCGCACCCCGCUCAGACUGAUCCACAAAUACCCGAGCAAAUACUGGAGGAUUUUCUAGGCAGCUCAAGUUGGGGGAUCGAAGAUGCCAGGGAAUUCACUCGCCAGAUGAGGAUCGAUCUCCACCGAGACCCCCGAUACAGCAGACAAAUAUUUGACCGAUUACUUGCUCGCUCAGACAAAAACUUUGACGAAGCUAUUGCAUUCUUGGAUGACCCGUUUCUGAAUACUCGGGGCUCGGGAAAUUAUAUUGCAGCCAUCGAGGUCUUCGUUCGAACUAAAGCGAAACGCGCUCGACGGACCGCUGUUCUGGAUUCAAUAAAACGCGGCUUAGAGCUGGGGUUGAUUCCAACUGAGGACAUUUGCCUGAUUCUCAGCACGUUGCCGAAUAUUCUUGUCGAGAACAAAAAGACUCUGGGGUCCUGGGACCAUUACGCGCUGCUGAAACAUUACCGAGCUAUGUGGAGAGCUAUUGGACGUUGCAACAUUUUGGGUUAUCAUGACCUCGAUAAGAAGAUUGUGGAUGUCUGGAUUGGAGAACUUCUGAGCAUCGGCAGCUUUCGUUUUGCAGAGGAAAUCAUCAUCGGAACACACGAUGGAAACAGUCGCAGCCAGUGGCCCUCUGUCUUGGUCCAAACCUGGCUGCAAGCCAAGGAGGCUGAUUUGGAAACAAAUGCACCGUUUCCAAACAAAAUAUUCAGCCAACUUGAUGUGGACUCUGCCGCGGAUUGUGUCAUACGCGUGACAGAGUCAAUAUCUUCUGCAGACGGCAGAGAAACCAGGAACCAGCUGCUGCACCGAUGGCGAGACUGUCUCUCGAAUGCUGAUAUUAUUUCGACUGUCGCGAAGUCUCGGGUCUGGUGCGAUUUUCCGCUUCCACGCGUUGGGUCCCAGGAACACGCUUUCGAGAAGCAUUCAACCCAGGGCCAAAUCGUAUUGCGGCUCUGGCUUUUGCGGACUCUCUGUCGGACUACCGGAUACAUGUAUAACCAGAGUUCGAAGCCGACAGACCGGCCAAUCUACCUGUUACUCCACCUCUAUGAUCUUGUGAUCAAGGGCACCGGCGGUCAUCUAUUCCCGGAGCUUUUGCGGGAUCUUCAUGAACUCGACCUCCCAUACAACAGGCUUCUCAUCUUAGCCCUCGACAGAAUGGGAAAUAAGUCCAUCACAAAAACCGUUCGUCAAACCCUUGAACAGCUGGAGACAUCCAAGCUCUCCCUCGCCGAUGUGUGGAAGACCCCAUCCAUACAUAAGGGAAUCCGAAACCUCUUCCAUGCUUCAUUCGAUCAGAUGUUCAACCGCAUGGAUCUCGCCAACCCCGAAACAGCUCAAGAAUUAGUGCAAAUUGUGCGAUCAGGAGACUCGAACAGCACCCGAUCCAUCCUGAGACUCCUGAAUAACAACACCCCCUUCAAGAUCAGUCUCAACAAAGCCUACCAAGAAAUCCCACACCCCGAUGAGAUGAUCCUCGUACGGUACCACCCUGGCCCACGCACCAGCCGGUGCCCCGAUCCCCACGCUGCCAUCAGUCUGAUAAAUCAGCUGGCGGUAGCAAUCUCUUGCUCCAGAAGCUUGACCCCAUCUCAAUCAUUCCACAUGGUUCACUGGCUCUAUGGAUAUCUACGCAGACACGGCGGGCCUGUCGAUCCGGAAUUCGUGCGAGCCAUGUAUCAUGCCGGCGUGGUACGCAGACGUCGUGAAGGUCUCCGCAUACCAGCGACACAGUACGAGUAUAUUCUUUGGAUUGUGGGCAAAUUUGAGGGGCGUCAGGUUGUUGAACAGCUCACUGACCCCUACCAGAUUGGUGCAUCGAAUUUUGUCGGCCAAUGA